Molecule: messenger RNA, 1373 nt
Organism: Paramecium octaurelia
Lineage: Eukaryota; Ciliophora; Oligohymenophorea; Peniculida; Parameciidae
Source: the annotation of a GenBank genome assembly
AUGUUAAAGUUUUAUUCUUUUUUCAGCAUUGCCAUUGCUGUAGGAGCAAUUUACAACUCUUUCAAUGUCAAUAAGCAAUUUUACCCAUCAGUCUUAUAUCUGAGCACAAAUAAAAUAAAUAGAACAAUAUUAGUAAAUUUUGCCAUAAUGUUUGUUUCCAUAUUGAUAAUGAUGUUCUUAAAAUUUAUGUUCGGAAAAUUAAAGGAAUUAGAAAAAAUUGUAUGAGUUAUAUUUAUUAAUGAAUAGUCUGUGAUUGAUAAGACAAAGAGGAAAAUAUUGGAAGUAGCAUAUUUAUUAUUCUUUUUUUACGUGUCAUUAGAUUGGAAAUUUAUAUGUAAAAAUGAUCAUAGAGUUUUUUAGUUUUAAUGCUUUGGUUGAUAGCGCUUUCAAUAAUCCAUUGGGUUUCAAAAAAAAGAGCUGGAUUUUUGAUUGCAGAAUCCUCAUUAACUUUUAGUGAUCAUGCCAAAUUAUUGAUGACUUUCAUCAUACUAUUUUAUAUUGAUAUAAAAGUAGCAAAUUAGAAUUAUUUUAGUUAGAUAAGUCUCUAUUUUUUUUAUGGAGCAGAAGAGAAAUUUUAAGACCUAUUGUUUAGUUUUGAAUUUGCACUUUUGCCAAUUCGAAUGGUUCUGCCAGUAAUAAAAUAUGUAUUCAAUCUCUUUGAAAUUUUAACUUAUUCUUAAUUCGAAUCUAAACAAACUAUCUUUUCUGCUUUAGAAGUCUUAUCAAAAAUUUUAAAAUUAAGUGUAUAAAUUAUACUAUUUCAACAUGUGUUAAAUACACAAGGAUUUUUACUGAUUUUGCUUGUAGAUAUAGUUGAAAAUGGAAUUGCUUUGUAUAAAAAAAUAAAAGCUGUUUAUAAUCAGAUUAAACUGGUGAGAAUGAUAAAUAGGAUUUAAGAUGUAGAAAAAAAUGAAUCUCAUGAUUCCACAUGUUUAAUCUGUCUUAAUGAAUUAGAAAAAGGGAAAUUACUAUAAUGUGGUCAUGUUUUCCAUAGUAGUUGCUUAAAAACAUGGAUCUCAGGUAAUUAAAAUCAAUUUUGUCCAAAAUGCAAGUCCACUAUCAAAUUAGAGGAAAAAUAAGUUUUAAAAAAUGAUACUCAGGAUAUACGUUUGAAAAAAUAAAUAUUGUUGUAGGAAUUAAGGGAAAUUCGAGACAACAUAUAAAUCUUAAAGAUUUUAAACCAAUAUCCAAACUUAUAAAAUAAUGUAUAGAAUACUUAAGGUAUUGGAAAUUUGUAAUAUGCAUUACCAUGUGAAGCUUUACAAUUUACUACUGGACAAACUGAAAUCAAAAGACAGCAAAUGAAUUAUAUGAAUAAGAUAAUUAGAGCAAUAGAAUAAGGGAUCAUUGAAAGUCAUUUGUUAAUAAAAUGA